AUGUCCGAAGAUUCAACUAUUGAAGAUGAACUUGAAGAUGAACAAGACUUACAUUCAUCUAGAUCUCAAAUUGGAACAGUGACGAAGCAAUGGGCAAUAUUUUUAUUAUUAUUAAUAGCAAUAAUUAUUUCUCUUUAUAUAAAUGCGCAACGACGACGACGACGCAAUAAAAAAGAAAUAAAGUCAGGAAUUCGUCGUGACCAUGUUCAAAGUGGAAACAAAACAAUUUCACUAAAGUCACCAAAUAAAAGAGACUAA
Messenger RNA from Rotaria socialis, 258 nucleotides. The record is from the annotation of a GenBank genome assembly. NCBI's taxonomy places the organism in Eukaryota, Metazoa, Rotifera, Eurotatoria, Philodinida, Philodinidae.